This is a messenger RNA of Cyclopterus lumpus (lumpfish), 3079 nucleotides long. RefSeq names its product asparaginase homolog (S. cerevisiae) (gene aspg). NCBI's taxonomy places the organism in Eukaryota, Metazoa, Chordata, Actinopteri, Perciformes, Cyclopteridae. The transcript is spliced from 16 exons. Gene Ontology annotation, biological process: amino acid metabolic process. The record is from RefSeq and is a predicted model, not a curated record. Gene Ontology annotation, molecular function: asparaginase activity; protein binding. The coding region runs from base 241 to 2154 and encodes 637 amino acids.
CAUCAACGUGUCAAGGUCAACACUGGAGAGAGGGGUCAGGUACGAGGAAGAGCCAAGUACUGCGGGCUACAUUUCAAUAUAAUAAAAAAACGCUCACUGUUUAAUCGCACGAGAACGGGCGGGAUCUGCUCUACUAGACCCAGAGAACGGGCGCCGUCCGGCAGCUCCCGAAGAACCGCUUUUGUUGGCAUACGACACGCAGCACGCGUGUUUAAAGCGACAGCACUGGGCUCACUGGUCAUGGCGGACUCCAGCCUGAACAACAUGACAUCCCUCGCGCGGGCUUUGUCACAGCCGACGCUGAAUCUGACAGAAGUGACCGAUGUUUUCUCUCCGAGAAAUAGUCUUCGGCAUUCAUGUCGAAGGAGAAAGUUGUCGAGCUGCAACUCGUUGGAGUGCGACGAGUCGGCGACUUCACCCUCCGCCGCCGAGGCGCGCGUGCUGGUUCUAAACACCGGAGGGACCAUCGGGAUGACACUUCACAACAAGGUGCUUGCCCCAAAAGCCAAUGCUUUUGUGAAGGGCCUGCGCAAGUUGCCCAUCCUCCACGAUGAGUUGUAUGCCCAGCAGACCGGCCUGUAUCAGUACUAUGGAUCGGAGAACAGUCUGGUCCUGCCGCUGAGUAAAGGCUAUAAGAGGAUAGUCUACACUGUUAUAGAGUACAACCCUUUGCUGGACUCUUCAAAUAUGACCACAGAUGACUGGGGUAGAAUUGGAAAGGACAUUGAGAAAAACUACGAAAGCUACGAUGGUUUUGUGAUCCUUCAUGGCACAGACACAAUGGCCUACACAGCCUCUGCCCUGUCCUUUAUGUGUGAACAUUUGGGCAAACCAAUCAUUCUCACCGGAUCACAGGUGCCGAUCUACGAGAUGAGGAAUGAUGGCAGAGACAACCUGUUGGGGGCGCUGCUGAUCGCAGGCCAGUUUGUCAUUCCCGAGGUUUGCUUGUACUUCUACAACAAACUCUACAGAGGGAACCGUGUGACCAAGGUGGAUGCUGGGAGUUUCAAUGCAUUCUCCUCGCCGAACUUGGCUCCUCUGGCUGUCGCUGAAGUGGACAUUACAAUCAACUGGGAUACUGUGUGGCGGGCAAACACCACGGCAAAGUUUCAAGUCAGCACUGAGCUGAAUAGGAACGUGGGCCUGCUCAGGCUGUUCCCAGGAAUCACCGCUGCUACUAUGAGGGCUUUCUUGCAGCCACCCAUGGAGGGUGUAGUCCUGGAGACUUACGGCAGUGGAAAUGCCCCCGAUAACCGGCCUGACCUGUUGGAGGAGCUGAAGAAGGCCACCGACUCAGAUGUCAUCAUCAUCAACUGCACCCAGUGUCUGAGGGGGACCGUGGCUGCAUCUUACGCCACCGGCAAGGUGUUGAUGGAUGCAGGGCUGAUAGCUGGUGGAGACAUGACUCCAGAGGCGGCCUUGUCAAAGCUGUCCUAUGUAUUGGCCAAGAAAGAUAUAAGUUUUGAUGCCAAGAAAAAGUUGAUGGCUCGGAACCUGCGAGGUGAGAUGAUUUCAGACGUAGCUGGAGCUAAACUGUGUCUGAGCGACAACCGUUUUAUCCAGGUCAUUGCCAAGGCUUUGAGCAUCAGCUGCAAGGAGGAGCUGGAAGCCAUCCGCGACGCCCUGGCUCCUCCACUGGCAUGUGCUUCCGCUAAGAUCGGAGACAUAGAGGCCUUGGAAGCCCUCAAGGAAAUGGGCACUAACAUGUGUCUGAGUGACUACGAUGGACGCACACCCCUCCAUAUCGCUGCCUGUGAGGGCCACCUCAAACUGGUGGAGUACCUUCUGAGCCAUGGAGCCACAGUCUAUGCUAAAGAUCGCUAUGGGGACACACCCCUCAGCAACGCAGUACGCUUCAGGCACAAGGAGGUCGUGAAGCUGCUGAGAAAGACUGGCGCUCACUUCUCCAGAGACGAGUUGGAUGAAGCAGGAACUGAACUGUGCAGCCUGGCAGCCAGCGGUGACCUGGAGGGCCUAGAAAUAUGGAAACUCGCUGGAGCUGAUCUGAAUAAACCUGGCUAUAACGGACAGACAGCACUUCAACUGGCCCAUGCUGUUGGAAAAAAGGAAGUGGUGGCAUUUUUAGUCCAACUCAUGAGCAAAAAAGCCACGAGCGGAGUGAUUGAGUUUUCAGCCACCCCGACAGGAUCGUGAGCUGACGUAUCUCAACCAACAGGAAUCAUCAUCCUCCUCCAGCAUCUACUUCCUUCCCCCGAAGCCGUCCUCUUCACACCGUCCACCGCACUAUUACCUUUCACAGAGUUACUGUGACUUUGUAUGUUAGAUUGUUUUACUUUCUUAAAGCCAUCACUGCUUACAGUUCUCCCUCCAAACCCAGUAUUGGCACUACUUUGAGUCCAAGGUGAACAAAAAGGGCAGCACUUAAUGCGUGUGGAUGUAUGGUUGCAACAUAGGAGUAUAUUUAUGUGAAUGUCCAAUCAGGGAUUAAGGGUGAACUUCACCUGAGCUGUUUAAACAUGGAGAAUGCUGAAACAUUUUGUUAUAUGUAUUAAAAGAGUAACAGAACUUUUGACUACAAUCACUUUACUUUAUAAAAUAAUGUAGAAAUAUAUUCAUGAUGUCUGAAACUACAGAGUACAGAUUUUAUUUUUAUGGGUAUUUUUUUACAGUUAAAUGAUGAAAUAUCUAUUCAUCUAUAUCCCUGAAUCCGAGCAUUUACAGUUACUCAAACAGCAACUACACAAACCUGUAGUUACCUUCCAGGCUUCUCCAGACAGUUUCUUGCACUGAUUAGCAAGUUUGAAAUAGAAAAGAGAAAUUCAGACUAUUGUGUGAGCCAGAUAAAGACUGUCUAUGUUUUCAUUUGUUUUGAUGUAAACUUAUUGGGCUUUUAAAACAUCUCUCUUGUUUGGUCUGAAAAGUUAAUGAACCAAUCGUGGUCCGUGUAUUUUCCACUGUGAUGUUAGCACAUGUAAGGGACCAUUCUGUGCUUAAUGUGACUUUGAAGUGCAAACUAAUUUAAAUGACCUGAAAUUGUUCCUGUCGUUUCAAAUUCUAUAAAAAAUGGGGUGUGAGAGAAAAAGUCAUUCGGUGCAACAUAAAUAAAUCUUUUCUUUCA